AUGUCGACUCUUUGUCGGUUCGUUUUACCAUCACCAUUGUCUACAGUUGAAGAAGCAUGUGUAUCAGAAUUCAAUGAAUAUAAAAAACGUAUGAAAGAAAUUGCACAUAAUAAAUCAUCAAAUAAACGAUUUGCUAGUACAACUGGAGGACUAACAACAAAUUCAACGAACUCUCAUGAUUCAUCGCAUCAUCAAAAAGAUGCAAUACGAAAUCCUGAGCAAGCCAAAGAGGCAGCAAAAAAACUUGUACAAAGUGGUAUUAUUAAAGUUCAAGCACAAGGUAAAGACCAAGGAUUUAAACGUGCAACAUCUACUAAUGCUGGUCAAGAGCGUUUGGUUAAAAAAAUGACUUUAACGCCUAAUUCAUCAUCACCGUCAUCAUCAAUAUCAAAUCAGACGAAUCCAUUUCAAUCAGUUCCAUUUGUUAGUCCGUCUUCGACACCAAAAUUUGUAAAUACUAAUUCUCACGAAGGCAAACGACGUGUUGUAAAUUAUGAUGAUACAGACAAUUACUAG
Rotaria socialis is the source of this 516-nucleotide messenger RNA. NCBI's taxonomy places the organism in Eukaryota, Metazoa, Rotifera, Eurotatoria, Philodinida, Philodinidae. The record is from the annotation of a GenBank genome assembly.